Molecule: messenger RNA, 339 nt
Organism: Parathielavia appendiculata
Lineage: Eukaryota; Fungi; Ascomycota; Sordariomycetes; Sordariales; Chaetomiaceae
Product: Sm-like ribonucleoprotein
Exons: 4
Biological process (GO): RNA processing; spliceosomal snRNP assembly
Cellular component (GO): U1 snRNP; U5 snRNP; U12-type spliceosomal complex
Molecular function (GO): RNA binding
Source: RefSeq, a predicted model, not a curated record
AUGACAUCCACGAUUGGCAUCCCAAUCAAGCUCCUCAACGAGGCCCAGGGCCAUAUCGUCACCCUAGAAAUCACCUCGGGCCAGACAUACCGGGGCAAGCUGAUUGAAGCGGAGGACAACAUGAACGUGCAGCUCAAGGACAUCACGGUCACCGCGCGCGACGGGCGCGUCAGCCAUCUCGAGCAGGUCUACAUCCGCGGCAGCCACGUGCGCUUCUUCAUCGUGCCUGACAUGUUGAGGAACGCGCCCAUGUUCCGUAGCCGCAACGUCCGAGGCAGGGGUGUCGGUCUGGCCAGAGGAAGAGCCACGGUCAGCAGGGCGCGGGCCGGCGGACGUGGA